Messenger RNA from Anoplopoma fimbria (sablefish), 1720 nucleotides. Its product is annotated as abl interactor 1-like. Bases 118 to 1593 code for a protein of 491 amino acids. Gene Ontology annotation, cellular component: intracellular anatomical structure; lamellipodium. The record is from RefSeq and is a predicted model, not a curated record. The transcript has 11 exons. Gene Ontology annotation, molecular function: SH3 domain binding. NCBI's taxonomy places the organism in Eukaryota, Metazoa, Chordata, Actinopteri, Perciformes, Anoplopomatidae.
GCCAGGCGGGGGAGCCCCUCUCUCAGCUACACACCACAGCAUCACCGCCUCGCCUCACUGAGAGAAAAAAAAAAAAAAAAAAAGGACAGAGAGGAGAGAAAUGCAAAGGGAUGUAAGAUGGCAGAGCUACAAAUGCUAUUAGAGGAGGAAAUCCCUGCCGGUAAAAGAGCUCUUGUGGAAAGCUACCAGAAUCUAUCCCGGGUUGCGGAGUACUGUGAAAACAAUUAUGUUCAGGCUCAAGACAAGAAGAAGGCCCUUGAAGAGACCAAGGCCUACACCACCCAGUCUCUGGCCAGCGUGGCCUACCAGAUCAACGCCUUAGCUAACAAUGUGCUGCAGCUGCUGGACAUCCAGGCCUCGCAACUGCGACGCAUGGAGUCCUCCAUCAACCACAUCUCCCAGACGGUGGAUAUCCACAAGGAGAAGGUGGCACGUCGAGAGAUCGGCAUCUUGACCACAAAUAAGAACACCGCACGCACCCACAAGAUCAUCGCCCCUGGCAACAUGGAGCGGCCGGUGCGCUACAUUCGAAAGCCCAUCGACUACACACUGCUGGAUGACGUGGGUCACGGCGUCAAACAACAUGGAAACAAUGCGGCAGGAAGGGGAGGGACACUUUCCAGGACCACCCCACCCUCACAGAAACCCCCAAGCCCCCCCAUGGCAGGUCGUGGAACCCUGGGGCGUAACACUCCCUACAAGACCCUGGAGCCAGUGAAGCCUCCAGUGGUGCCCAAUGACUACAUGACGAGCCCGGCCCGACUGGGCAACCAGAACAGCCCUGCACGCACAGCCUCGCUCAACCAGAGGCCCAGGACACACAGUGGCAGCAGUGGUGGCAGUGGCGGCAGGGAGAACAGUGGAGGCAGUGGAGUUGGUAUCCCUAUAGCGGUUCCCACCCCCUCCCCUCCCAGUAUGGGGCAAGUGGUGACAUCCUCUGCCUCGGUGCCUCAGGGCCCCGGCUUGGGUCCAAUACCCAUGUCCCAGUUCGGCACCAUCUCCCGCCAGAUCUCCCGUCACAACUCUUCCACCACCUCCUCGGCCUCCAUGGUGUCGGCCACCGGCACCUACCGCCGCGCACCCUCCGUCUCAUCCCAGCAGCCCCACAUCAACGGUGGUCCUGCCUACCCACAGAACGCAGUGUCUGUGGCUCCUCCGCCUCCUCCUCCAAUGGUCCAGCUGACCCCACAGAUCCCUCUGACCGGCUUUGUUGCCAGAAUGCAGGAGAGCAUAACAGACAGCCCCGCUCCGCCUCCUCCGCCUCCCCCAGAGGACAUGGGUGUGUUUGAGGAGGCCUCUCCCCCUCCUCCUCCCCCACCUGUGGACUAUGAGGAAGAGGAGGCCGCCGUGGUUCAUUACAGCGACCCCUACGCUGACGGAGACCCCCACUGGGCCCCCAAGGUUUAUUUAGAGAAAGUUGUGGCCAUCUAUGACUACAGCAAGGACAAGGAGGAUGAGCUGUCCUUCAUGGAAGGAGCCAUCAUCUACAUAAUCAAGAAAAACGACGACGGCUGGUUUGAAGGUGUCUCCAACGGCGUCACCGGACUCUUCCCAGGAAACUACGUCGAGUCGAUCAUGCACUAUGCUGACUAAAAACAUAAACAAACCCAAAAUGGCGCUGCAGUUUUGAGGAAGAGUUGCUAUCCAGAAGUAUCAACUUACCUUUUACACUUGUCCAUUCUUUCAGUGGUUGCUGGUGUGGUGCUUUACAUUGGUGCUC